AUGGUUCAAAUUAAUCAAAAAUAUACUGUCGCUUCAUUCGUUCCUCGCUUCUCGGAUACUCUCGUUCAGGACAUCGACUUCAAGCCCACCGACCGAGUCCUCGACAUCGGAUGUGGCGAUGGGAAAUUCACCACCUCUUACUCCUCCGCAGUAAGCCAUGUAAUGGGAGUAGAUUCCUCCUCAGCAAUGAUCGAGGCCGCAAAAACAUUCAACUACGGCGGCGUCACCACAGACUUUCGGGUCGUUGAUUGUCGACACUUGGACCAGGAAGAGGAUAUCCUGAAUGGACAAUGGGAUAAAGUAUCAUCCAAUGCCGCUUUACACUGGAUUCUGAAUGACCCAACCACUCGCGUCUCUACGAUUGAAACCAUUUUCAAAUCCAUGAAGCCGGGAGGAACGUUCUUCUUCGAGAUGUGCGGAUUCGGAAAUGCUCCUGAGAUGGUCACGUCCUACACCUAUUCACUAGUAAACCACGGCGUCCCCCUCGAGCAGGUAGAGGCAGCAUGCCCUUGGUUCCAUCCUUCUGAUGACUACAUGAAACGCCUGCUCGAGGAGGCAGGGUUUGAAGUCAGGUAUAUUACUCUCGAGCCAAAGCCUUUGAAGAUGAAUUCUCAGAUCAAUGGUGGUCUUAAGGGCUUUAUGAAACUCAUUGGUAACCCUUGGUUGAAUGUUUUGAAGACCGAGGAGGAAAGAGAGUCUUGUUUGGAUGAGAUGUGUCGUAUGCUUCGGAGUGGAACUACGAAAGAGGAUGGGUCUCAAUACAUCACUUACUAUGGUCUUCGAUGUGUGGCUGUCAAGCCUUAG
Messenger RNA from Penicillium manginii, 804 nucleotides. Its product is annotated as class I SAM-dependent methyltransferase. The record is from RefSeq and is a predicted model, not a curated record. Bases 1 to 804 code for a protein of 267 amino acids. Lineage: Eukaryota; Fungi; Ascomycota; Eurotiomycetes; Eurotiales; Aspergillaceae. The transcript is spliced from 3 exons.